GUCAGGGCUGGGCACCCGGGGCCUGUCCUGUGGGGGCUCCGUGUCCUGUGCCCGGACCCUCCUCAGGUGGGAGCACCUGUCCUCUCACCUGCGCUCUCGCCUCCUGCCUGGCUGUGCCGUGCUGCCCAAGGUGACCCCACCUCCGGGGACCUCACUGGCCCAGGUCAGUCCAGGGAGGGCCUUUGUCAGAACAGAGAAAUCAACACCUAACUUGCCCCUGAGGGUUCAGGAUGAGACAUUUGGGCAGAAAAGUUCUAUUACUCCACCGGGUGCUAUCAGUGGCCUGAGUUUAGGGAAGGGGUGCGGCUCAGCAGUGUCAGCUCAGCAGCUUCCAGGUGCUCUGAUGGCUUAUAAGGCACCUCGGUCCUUGAAAGCAUCACAGGAGGAGGACAGGCCGUGACCAGCAGAGAAGGUGAAGGAGCUGAGACAUGGAGGACAACCCAGCACCAACCGGCAGACCCCUGAUGGAUGUAACCACCUUCAAGGACAACUUUGGUAUCACAUGGGCGAAUGAAACAUACCUGUGCUACGAGUUGGAGGUCAAGGAAGGCGUUGACUGGGUCCGAGUGGAGGAGCUCCAGGGCUUCCUGCGCAACCAGGGUGGUGACACACACUGGGAACCUAGUCAUGCAGAGUUGUGCUUCCUGGAUUGGGUCCGUUCUUGGCACCUGGAUGAGGGGAAGCAGCACAGACUCACCUGCUACAUCUCCUGGAGCCCCUGCCCUGACUGUGCCCAGAAACUGGUGGACUUCCUGGGCGAGAACAGCCACGUGAGGCUGCGCAUCUUUGCUGCUCGCAUCUACACCUUUGUCAGUGGCUAUGAGGAUAGGCUGCGCAGGCUGCAGGACGCUGGGGCCCAACUCGCCAUCAUGACCCCCAAAGAGCUCCAGCACUGCUGGGAAAAAUUCGUGGACAACCAGGGCCAGCCAUUCCAGCCCGAGACUGAACUGUUAGAAAACAUAGGAGCCCAAUGUCAGAGGCUGGAGAACAUUCUCAGGGUGAGAAUCAGGGAAACUGAAGGAUGGACUCAAUCUCUCUAAACAGCCGGGGUCUUCUGGUGAACGACGCAUAAAACACUUUCUUCAAGAAAUGAAAACACAUCACGUGCCGGAUCCCCAACUUGAUCCACAGAAACCAGCAAAAGGCAACGACUGGGCUGAGAAGGAAUUUUUUUAAAAAUCUGAUUGAUUUACUUUUCAUUUAAAAUCAGUGAUUUGUUCUACAUACACAGCAGUAACAUUCUAUUCAUGACUAUCAGAAUCAUUUUUUCCUUUUAGGGAAAUGAUUAUUUUUUAUUGAUUUUAAAUCCAAAACAAUAAAAUGAAAGAUUAGGAAUCUCCAUAAAAUGUCUUUUCCUCUGUAAGUGUGUCAUGAAGUCC
Molecule: messenger RNA, 1379 nt
Organism: Myotis daubentonii (Daubenton's bat)
Lineage: Eukaryota; Metazoa; Chordata; Mammalia; Chiroptera; Vespertilionidae
Product: DNA dC->dU-editing enzyme APOBEC-3G-like
Exons: 5
Coding region: 429-1040 (203 amino acids)
Biological process (GO): defense response to virus; cytidine to uridine editing; negative regulation of single stranded viral RNA replication via double stranded DNA intermediate
Cellular component (GO): P-body; nucleus; cytoplasm
Molecular function (GO): RNA binding; zinc ion binding; cytidine deaminase activity
Source: RefSeq, a predicted model, not a curated record